GCAGUUUUUUCACUUGUCCUGUUCUGGCUUUAUAGCUUCUCGUGUGUAAUCACCUGCGUAUUUGGAAAUUGGGCAGGGUUUGCAGCUGGAUGCCAACGUCACUGACUAGUCUUCAGCCCACCAUGCAGAAAUAACAUGUUCCCAGCCUUGGAAAUGCAGCUAAAGCAGGAGACUCACAGACUUCCUGAUCCCUAUGAAGACUUUAUGUACCAUCACCUCCAAUAUUAUGGCUACUUUAAAGCUCAAAGAGGCAGUUUACCAAACUCUGCAACGUAUCAGCAUAUUCAGAAGAAUAACCAUCGAUACCUGUUGAAUGGCUCCCUUGGGGAAAAAGAUGAUUUGUUACCAGACACCCUGCAAAAGGACACACAUACUGAUUAUUACUCACAUAGAAGCUUCUCCUUUUGCAGGGUGUCUGAGAAAGCCAUCACAAUUAGAUGA
Molecule: messenger RNA, 441 nt
Organism: Cebus imitator (Panamanian white-faced capuchin)
Lineage: Eukaryota; Metazoa; Chordata; Mammalia; Primates; Cebidae
Product: cytosolic carboxypeptidase 2-like
Exons: 4
Coding region: 136-441 (101 amino acids)
Source: RefSeq, a predicted model, not a curated record